CUCCAUUUUGUUGAUUGGGUGAAGGGGACUUGAUCUUGCGUCACUGCUGCCAUAAAGCUCAGCGGUCAGGCCACAGACCAGAAUCAAAAACGUACCAAAUGGAACAGUUUCUACUCUGAAAGCUCAACUGGAAACUGGACUACAAGCUGGACUCCAGAAACAGACUUAAGGCGGACGUGUGGGAGCCUUUGACGGCGGAUAAAUUUCGGGCACCCGACCUUCUUUUCCACAAUGGCUGACACCGAAGUUUCUUUCUCCCCAGCUGUGCGCCUGCUGCACCUAAGCCCCGCCCACACUACCGAGGCCCCUCCUUCUGCCUCCUCAUCCUCCCCCACUACCUUCUCCUGCCCCUCUUCUCCCUCCAGCGCCUCCUCAUCAUCGUCCUCGUGUUCUUCUGACACCUCCUCUGACGGCCCAGGUCGCCGUCGUCACCGCCACAAUCAGCCCCGACCCCAGCUGCCGCUGCCCCCACCCCCUCGAGAUGAGCGGCCAUCCUCGCCGAGCGCCAGCCCCCGCAGCUCCAGCCCCAGCGGGAGCAUCGGGAGCACCGGUAGCCUCAGCAGUGCCAGCGAGGGCACAGCGAGCGGCGACAUCGCAGCCAGAAAUGACUUUGCGGCCAACGGGCCGAGUCCAUUGGCGGACCAGGCUAUCUCUGAGAGCGCCAUGGAGGCGGAGCAAGUCAUCGACCCUGAAGUGGCGCUGAAGGCAUGUCAGGAAGUUCUUCUCAAGGUCAAACUACAAAGUCGAGAGGGGGCGGAGCCCCUCAGUCUGGACGAGAGGCGGCACAUCGGUGUCGACAAUGCCUCGAUCAAAGAGGAAGACGAGGAUGAAGAGGCGGAUGGGCGCGGCUGCUGCCAGCAAGAGCUGCCGCCGCAGUCGUCGUCAUCUAAACAGUCGUGGCUGCUGCGGUUGUUCGAAUCCAAGCUUUUUGACGUUUCCAUGGCGAUGGCGUACCUGUACAAGUCCAAGGAGCCCGGCGUGCAGGCGUACAUCGGGAACCGCCUCUUCAGUUUCGCCGACAGCGAGGUGGACUUUUACCUGCCGCAGCUGCUCAGCAUGUACGUGCACAUGGACGCAGAGGUGGGCGACGCCAUCCGACCUUACCUGGUGCAUCGCUGCAGCGGCAGCAUCGUCUUCUCGCUGCUGUGCGCCUGGUUGCUCGGCGCCUACUCGUCGGACAUGCACAUCUCCACGCAGCGACACUCACGGGGGGCCAAACUCCGAAAGCUAAUCUUGUCUGAUGAACUCAGGCCCGCCGGCGCCGCCCCUUCAAGGACACUUUCGGCCUCUGACUGCCCGGCGACCUCACCGUCCUACCGCCGUGCUCACCGGCGCCAUCACGGCAGUGACACAGGCAUCCCAGACCGCCGCCUUGAUGGGCCGUUCGUUCCAGGAGGGGCAGACGUUGCUCUGUCCCCCUCAAGAAGGACGCACCAGAGGUCCAAAUCAGACGCCACCAUGGCGAGCGGCGGGCCGGGCUGCGGCCUCCGAAGGACUGGGAGUAACCCCAAAGUGGAGGCUGUCCAUGAAGAGCUGGAGCGUCUGCGUCCGCAGCGUGACUUGGUGAAGUCGCUGCUGGCCAUCGGGAAGCGUCUGGCCACGCUGCCCACCAAAGAGCAGAAGACGCAGCGGCUGAUCUCAGAGUUGUCGCUGCUCAACCACAAGCUGCCAGCCCGAGUGUGGCUGCCCACCGCCGACUUCCAGCACCACGUGGUCCGCAUCCCGCACACGCAGGCCGUGGUGCUCAACUCCAAAGAUAAGGCGCCGUACAUCAUCUACGUGGAGGUCCUGCAGUGCGAGAGCUUCGAGACCUCCCCCGUUCCCAUUCGGAUCCCCGAGGCGCGGAUCCGCUCGGCCCGCUCUGCCGACAACCUCGACUGUGGCGCUGCCGUGACGUCAGAGCAGCGGACGACGAGUUUUUCCUCCGUCAACAACUACGACAACGACGACGAGGCAUGGGCCACCGAUGACAUCGGGCAGCUGCAGGUGGAGGCGCAGACAAGCAGCAGUGACAACAUCAGCCAGUUCUCCGUGGACAGCAUCACCAGCCUGGAGAGCAGGGAGAUGGUCUUCAUCGCGGCUGGAGACAUCAGACGCCGCCUGUCGGAGAACUUGGCACACACGCCCACCACGUUUCGGAGGGACCCCGAGGACCCGUCAGCUGUGGCCCUCAAAGAACCCUGGGAGGAAAAAGUCAGGCGUAUCCGGGAAGCAUCUCCGUAUGGUCACCUGCCCAGCUGGCGUCUUCUGUCCGUCAUCGUCAAGUGUGGCGACGACCUGAGACAGGAACUGCUGGCCUAUCAGGUCCUGACGCAGCUGCAGUCCAUCUGGCAGCAGGAGAGAAUUCCUCUGUGGAUCAAACCUUACAAGAUCCUUGUGAUGUCAUCGGACAGCGGCAUGAUUGAGCCCGUCCUCAACGCCGUGUCCCUCCACCAGGUCCGUAAGCAGAGUCAGCUCUCGCUACUCCAAUACUUCCUGCAGGAGCACGGCAGCCCCACCACGGAGGAGUUCCUCACGGCUCAGAGGAAUUUUGUCCAGAGCUGUGCCGGAUACAGCCUCAUCUGCUACCUGCUGCAGGUCAAAGAUAGGCACAAUGGGAACAUCCUGCUGGACUCGGAAGGUCACAUCAUUCACAUCGACUUCGGCUUCAUCUUGUCCAGUUCUCCUCGCAAUCUCGGCUUCGAGACGUCCGCCUUCAAGCUCACCUCCGAGUUCGUCGACGUGAUGGGGGGCCUGGAAGGAGACAUGUUCCUCUACUACAAGAUGUUGAUGCUGCAAGGACUGAUUGCUGCCAGGAAGUACAUGGACAAGGUGCUGCACAUAGUGGAGAUAAUGCAGCAAGGUUCCCAGCUGGCCUGCUUCCACGGUUCCGGAACCAUCCGCGGCCUAAAGGAGCGUUUCCAUAUGAGCCUGACCGAGGAGCAGCUUCAGGUUCUGGUGGAGCAGCUGGUAGACGGCUCCAUGCGCUCCAUCACCACUAAACUCUAUGACUCCUUCCAGUACGUCACAAAUGGCAUCAUGUGACCAGACGCUGAGUCAGCUGUUCUUUCAUUUUCGUUUUUAAGCACAUAAACACUCCAUGUGAAGCACACGCGACAAAUGCUGAAUGUUUUCCCCAUGAUGCGGGCUGAACAUUAACAUGCUAUCAUUAGCACGCGUCCACGCGUGUUGAUGGCGUGGAAAAGAUGACUGAUGUGUUGUAAAUGACACAUUUGUGCUAGAAAUGGCAUCAAUCCACAUUUAUUGAAAUGUAAAACGAUGCUUUAACGUCACUGAGACUUGAUGGAACAUUCCAGCUAACAGAGUGUUGUUUGAGCCCGGACGUUGCCGCGCUGUAAUUGCUCGACACAUACCUUGCCGGUGAUUGACUGCAGCCAAUCAGGACAUUUCUGAUUGUGUGAACAAAAUGGAAGCUAACGUAGCGUCAGUACAUCUUUCAAGCAGGUACGUGCUAAUAUGUAUACACCUGGUUACAUAAUGCUCGUUACAUACUUAUCCACUAAUGAACAAAGUACGUACUACCAAAUAUUACUACCACAGUAGUACUACUCAGUAAUUACAUAGUCUUACUACACAAUAAUGUUAGUACAACACAGCAGUAGUUUAGUAGUGCGUGGGUACUAAGGACAACACAAUCAUAGUUUAGUAGUGCUUACUACUAACUACUGAGUAGUUGUUUAAUAGUGCAUCCAUAGUACUACUAAACAGUAGUUUAGGAGCGUGUAUGUAAAAUUUACUAUGCUGAUUAACUCAAGUAGUACACACUAUGUAAUACGCAGUGUACAACAUAACGUAUACUUAAUUGUACUCUGUGGUUGACUGCAGCCAAUCGGGUUUCUGAUUGUGUACUUGAACUUUGUAUGACAACAAAGUGGUUAACUUCCACUAAAUAUACACAUCCAAAUAAGCAUCAGAGCAGCCUUGGGGAUGUUAUAAUGUACAGUCUAUAUUUAUAUUUAACACAACCAAUGCAUUCAGAUUGUACUAACCAGCUAACUUGUUUUUGUUUUCGUACACACAACUUCAAACUGGAAUAAACUCUCCUGAUGGAUGGA
Molecule: messenger RNA, 4055 nt
Organism: Nerophis ophidion (straightnose pipefish)
Lineage: Eukaryota; Metazoa; Chordata; Actinopteri; Syngnathiformes; Syngnathidae
Product: phosphatidylinositol 4-kinase beta-like
Exons: 14
Coding region: 232-3024 (930 amino acids)
Biological process (GO): phosphatidylinositol-mediated signaling; phosphatidylinositol phosphate biosynthetic process
Cellular component (GO): membrane; cytoplasm
Molecular function (GO): 1-phosphatidylinositol 4-kinase activity
Source: RefSeq, a predicted model, not a curated record